CUGCUUUCAGGGAUGGCAGAAAACAGUAGGACACCAGCUCCUGGGAAGAUGUUCUGUGUCAGGUGAGGAGUAUUGAGCCGGAUGUUCCCCGCAGGGCAGGAUGCUGAGACAGAGGGAUCCCAGGGCAGCUUGUUCUGUGACUGAGAAGAGUUGGAUCCAGACUGGCUUUGCCAAAGCGCUUGAGGCUGGUACAGCGAACCCCAAAGUCAGAAAGCAGGGUCCCUAAUCCCGCUUGAUCCACAAUCCCCACUCCCAGCCCCAGGUGGAUGGGGCAGCACGUGGCCAGCUCAGAGCAGUAGGGACAGAGAGAACAGAACAAAAGCUGCACAGAUAUCAGCCAGAAAAGGAAGCGUCACUUGGUCUGGUCCUGGGUGCUUUUCUGGGCAGGCCAGCCAGCCCCACGUCCUGACUGUUGCUCCAUUUGGCAUCAGUUCCGUUAACUGCACCAGGCUUCCCACGCACUACCUGGGCCAGAACUCCGUCUUUUCCUGAUCUGGAAACGAGUCAUGCCAUCUCCCAGCGACUCCAGCCAUUCCCUGACUGGCCGCUCCUCCCGCAGCCUCACCCAUCUCCGAGUGCAGAGGACCUGGCUGCAGAUCCUGCUGGUGCUGGGCUUCAUCCAGGUCAUCCUGGGCAUCCUCGUCAUCACCUUCAGCCUUGUGGCAGCUACCAUCACGCCUUCCACCAAGGUCCGGCACUCCUGCCCCUCCUGGGCCGGCUUCUUGCUGGCGCUGUCCGGGCUCGUCGGCAUCGUCUCCUGGAAACGGCCCUUCACCCUGGUGAUCACCUUCUUCACGCUGCUCUCCGUGCUGGGCGUCAUGCUGAGCCUCGCCGGCUCCAUCCUCUCCUGCCAGAACGCUCAGCUGGUGAAGUCCUUGGAGGCCUGCACUAGGGAGAAGGACUCCUGUGUCUGCUGCCAGGCCCGCUCUGAGUAUUCAUCCAUGGGCCCCGCCUGCAGCAGGCAGGGCGAGACACUGACCAUGUUCCCCAACCCUGACUGCCGGAGCGUCCGCAUGGCUCUGAAGGAUCUUCUAUUCAGUGUUUGUGGCCUGACCAUCUUCUCCACCAUUGUCUGCACGCUCUCAGCUGUCAUGUGCUGCAUCCAGAUCUUCUCCCUGGACAUUAUCCAUGUGCUGGCCCCACAGCGCUCCAGUUCGGUGACCCUGGAGUGCACGUCGCCCCCAGACCCUUUCCUGCAGAACAUGAUGGACUUCGAGGAGUUUGUGCCCCCGGUGCCGCCGCCCCCGUACUAUCCGCCGGAGUACACCUGCAGCUCCGAGACCGACGCCCAGAGCAUCACCUAUAACGGCUCCAUGGACAGCCCCGUGCCUCUCUACCCCACCGACUUCCCCCCAUCCUACGAGACUGUCAUGGGACUCCGGGCAGUCAGCCAGGCCACCCUGUUUGAUUCGCAGCUCACGGAUCCGUCGCACGGCUGCACCUGUGACCACGUUCCCUCCAUCGUGCUCAGUGGGGAAGUGUCCAUGGACAGCGGCUCCCUGGUCAUGUCCGAGAUCAUCGACAUCCCCGGCGACAGCAGCCCCUCGGAGGACUCCUGCCUGCUGGAGCUGCAGGGCUCCAUGCGCUCGGUGGACUACAUCCUCUUCCGCUCCAUCCAGCGCAGCCGUGCGGACUACUGCCUGAGCGUGGACUGCGUGCAAUGCGGCCACCAUCCCCGCAGCCCCACGCUGGGCCUGCAGGGCCCCUUCGAGGAUAUACCCCAGCCCCGGGUGCGGGGGGAGCGCUCUUACUCCUGCUCCACCCCUGGUCCCAGUUACGAGGGGCUCCUGGAGCCAGGCGGGGCUGUGACCCACAGCUGCAAUCGUCUGGAAGGGCUGGCUCGCUGCGCUGGGCCCUGCUUCCCUGAGGUGCGACUCAAGGGCAAGACCUUGCUGCCAGGGCAUCAGGGCACCAGUUCCACCGGCUCCCUGUACCCAGACCGCGGGCACCGCGGCCGUCAGCGACGCAACAGUGAGACGUCCUGCCUGCUGGGCCCAGCCCGGGGCCUGAGCCAACGGCCGCUCGUGCGGUCGCACAGUGACCCCGGCAUUGCUGUUGCCGGUGAUCCUGCCGACUUGAGGGAUCUGCUUUAUACCAAAGCGCUGGAGGAUGACGCAUCCAAUUCUUCAGCAGACACAGGACUGUGCUCUGAAGCCUGCCUGUUCCGGCUCUCGCACUGCGACUCGCCCCCGCUCCUCCGGGCCGCCUCUGCCAGGAAGAACAAGCUGCCAGUGCCCAAGAAGGUGACACAGCGGCUGUCGAAGGCAGCAACGCGCUCCCUGGGGGAUCUGAAGGUUUGUCGUGGUACCCGGGGGCUGGUGGCCAGGUUCCUGCAGAGAUCCAAGCGCAGCCUGGCGUCUGGCGUGGAGAUGGCUGGGCACAGCUCCCAGGGCCACAAACAGGUGCCCCGGAGCCCAUGGCAGGCAGCAGAGCACACGCUGCCGGAAGGGAUUCACUUGCAGAGCUGCGGGGACCUGAGCUCCACCUCCUCGCUGCGUCGCCUCCUGUCUGCCCGCCGGCUGGAGCGCAGCCGUCCGCACAGCCUCAACGGGGUCUACAAGGAGAGCAUCCUCUGAGGGGAGGCCUUGCCUGACCCUCUCAUACCCCAGCCCAGCUGGGAGUCUCCACCAGCAUCAGGCUCUCUC
Terrapene triunguis (Three-toed box turtle) is the source of this 2645-nucleotide messenger RNA. It is a transcript of the gene ENTREP3, whose product is annotated as family with sequence similarity 189 member B. The record is from RefSeq and is a predicted model, not a curated record. NCBI's taxonomy places the organism in Eukaryota, Metazoa, Chordata, Testudines, Emydidae. The transcript is spliced from 12 exons. Gene Ontology annotation, cellular component: membrane. Bases 507 to 2576 code for a protein of 689 amino acids.